Carlito syrichta (Philippine tarsier) is the source of this 5869-nucleotide messenger RNA. RefSeq names its product tudor domain containing 15 (gene TDRD15). The record is from RefSeq and is a predicted model, not a curated record. NCBI's taxonomy places the organism in Eukaryota, Metazoa, Chordata, Mammalia, Primates, Tarsiidae.
AUUUAGAAUCUGAUUGUAAGGAAAAACAGUUUCCCAAGUUUCACACAAUUUAUUGAGUCCUGAUAUCUAAAUACUGUGUACACAGAGUAAAAUGGAUCCCACAUCUCUUUUACCAACAUUUUUAAAAAUAGAUCUGACAAUAUCGCAUAUUGAAUGUCUUCUCACAGAUAUUCUGGUGAAAUUUGAAGGCAUAAAUAAUAGUGAAUGUGAGUUUGACUAUCAUAUAUUGCAGAAGGAAAUACAACAUUGUCCAAAAGUGAAAAAUAAGUUGGACAUUGAUGACUUUUGUUUGGUGGAAGAAAGCGUAUCCGGAGAAUGGCAGAGAGGAAAAGUUGUGAAAAAGAAAAAUGAACUUUAUACAGUACUUCUCAUAGAUUGUGGAAAAGAACUAAGAGUUGAUAGUACACAGGUUGCUUCAGCCUGUGGUGAUUUAUUUGAGCUACCACCACGAGUAGUAUUUGGCAUUUUUGCUAACAUACUACCAGUUGGGGAAAAAUGGUCUCCUAAGGCUUUGAAUUUUUUCAAGUCAUUACAAGGAAUACACGUGAAAGGCUAUGUGCAAGCGACUUUGCCUCAGCAAAGGAUUCUUCUUGAAGUACCCAAAAUUAUAUCCCAGGCCCUAGAAUUACAAUUAGGAAGAUUUAUUGAUAGAGAUUCAUUUUGUCUUAUUGUGGAAAUGUUAAAAGAAUGCCCUCCACAAAUGCCAGAUUUGUUACAACUUAGAAGACCUGAAUUGUUGUUAACUAGUAAUGAUAUUUCACUUAAUAUUCAUUAUGUUCUGGAUAAUUUACAGCCAUCUUUGUCAGUAGGAAAUAUUGAAAGUGUAAAGGUAUCAUCUGCGUUGAGCCCAAGUAAAUUUUAUUGCCAGUUAAUUAAAUGGAUUCCAGAGCUAGAAAACUUGACAAUGUGUAUGACUUUGCAUUAUGAUAUUAUUAGUCAAGAAACUAGUCCCAUGUGUGACAAUUUUGGAUUAUUUUGUGUUGCCAAAAGGAGAAAUGGACAGUGGCAUAGAGGAAUUCUUCAGCAGCUCUUGCCCAAUAAUCAGGUAAAAAUUUGGUUUAUGGAUUAUGGCAGUAGUGAGACUAUACCCUUAAUUUAUGUCAAGAAACUUAAACACGAUUUUAUUUUAGUACCAUUAUUUUCAUUUCCAUGCUCUCUGACAUAUUUGCACAGUUCAGAUAGAGAUGCAAGAGAAUUUCAACUGAGUGUAUUUAAACAAGCCUUGUUAGGACAAAUAGUAUAUGCACACAUUGAUUGGUUCAAUAAGGAUGAACAUUUGUAUUAUGUGACAUUACAAAUGCAAAACCCUACAACUAAUUCUAUGUGUCUGCUGAAGUCUAUAGACAAACAAAUACUUUGUCCAGUGUCUGAUUCAAAAACCUCCAAUAUCUUGAGUAAGACAAGUGUUUCUGAUGUAAACAACUUUGCAGUUGAGAGUUUUAUUGGAAAUAUUGAAUGGCCAAUAGAUUCUCUAAAGAAAAAAGACAUUUUAAAAUUAGGGUUUUCUAUUAAAACUGCAAAAAUGGAGAUAGAGACUGCAUACAUAGGUUUUGUAACAUACAUAUCAAACCCAUCAAAUUUCUGGGUACGCACCAAUAACUAUCAGAAUCAAUUUCAAGAUAUAAUUAAAAAUAUGAAUACAUUUUAUAAUUUGUGUGAAAAUGAUGAAAUGAUUCUAAGAAAACCUGAACCUGGAUUAUUUUGUUGUGCUAGAUAUAGCAAGGACAGAAAUUUUUACAGAGCUGUCAUCACAGAGAUAAAUUGUUGUAAGAUUAAUGUUUAUUUUUUGGAUUAUGGAAAUACUGAUUCCAUACCAUUUUUUGAUGUAAAAAUUUUGCUUCCAGAAUUUUAUGAAUUGCCUGCCUUAGCUAUGUGUUGUUCACUUGCACAUAUAUUUCCCAUUGAAGAUUUAUGGGUAAAGGCUGCAAUUGAUUAUUUUAAAAAACUAGUUUUAAACAAAGCAGUUUUGCUUCAAGUUAUAGCAAAAAGAGAUGACAAAUAUAUUGUAAAUAUUCAAAGUAUUGAAACCUCAGAAAAUAUAGAUGUCAUCUCUCUUAUGUUACAAGCUGGAUAUGCAGAAAAUCAGGAAGUGGAACCACAGUAUUUUCCUGUAAAUGGAUAUUCAGUGUUAAAUUUAAAAUCUAAAAGCAAAGUUAAAAUUAAUGACGUUAUGCCUGCCCUUGUUGAAGGACCUAAAUCUGAAAAGUACCAUUCAGAUAAACCAGAAGAAAAUAAUUUGUCUUUGUCAAAGUUCCCAGUUGUUAAUUUCUCAGAUUCAAAAAAUCCUUUUACCUUAUCUAAGAGACCUGAGUUAUUAUGGCCUUAUAAAGAAUAUAUUUUUAAACCAGGAACGAUUCUUCAAGUUAAAUGUUCUUAUUGUUAUGGUCCAGGUGACUUUUCAUGCCAGCUCCAAUCUAAGUUAGAAGACCUAAAAUUACUAAUGGAAGAAAUUCAGAAUUAUUUUAGCAAUCAUUCUGAUCCUUAUCAGAUUGGGCAGAUUGCUUGUGUUGCUAAGUAUUCUGGGAAGUGGUAUAGAGCUGCUGUUUUGACUCAAGUAUCAGAAAAAGAAGUUGACAUAAUACUUGUUGACUAUGGUUACCAAGGAAGAGUUUUAACUAAAGAUCUUUGUGCUAUUAACCCACGUUUUCUUUUUUUAGAAGGCCAAGCCUUUAGAUGUUGUCUCCAUCAUUUUGUUGAACCCAUUAAUUAUAAAUUAUUCAGUUGGACAAAAGAAGUAUCCAGAGACUUUGGAAAUUUUAUCUCUUUGUCUAGAGGGUUUUUGACUUGUAUUGUGUAUGCCUUAGCUCUUAUACCUCCAAAUUGUUUAUAUAAUUUAGUGGAUUUACAAUCCUCAUUUACUAGUGCAGAUGAAUUUCUUAUUAAUCAUGGAUCCUUUUGGCAUAGUACAUUAUCAAAACCACUCCCAUAUUCUGUUAGUCUUUACAGUUACUAUUAUUCUUCUUUUAAUAUACAGAUUGGAAGUGAAGAAGAAGUAUAUAUAUCACACAUAUAUAGUCCCCAAAAAUUUUAUUGCCAGCUUGGUAGAAAUAAUAAAGAUUUAGAGAUGAUAGAAACAAAAAUCACAGAGAUUAUUAACUUUAAAAAAUGUCCAAAAUAUAAUUCUAGUAAAAUGAGAUUGUGUAUAUCUAAGUAUAUACAAGAUGGUCUCUCAUAUAGAGCUUUAGCAAUGCCAACAGAUUCAUCGUCUGACUUUCUAGUCUAUUUUGUAGACUUUGGAAACAAGCAGUUGGUAGAAGAAAAUAUGUUGAGGGCUAUUUCAGAUCAAUUUCCAGAGUUGCUGUUUACACCUAUGCAGGCUGUUAAGUGUUUUUUGUCGGAUCUUAGAGAUGUAGAUAUUCCAGCAGAAAUCAAUAGCUGGUUUGAGGACAAUUUCUUGGGAAAACAAUUAAAGGCAGUAAUUUUGUCCAGGGAGUCUGAUGGACAACUUGGUAUAGAAUUGUAUGAUGGAUGUCAACAUAUAAAUAAAAAAAUUAAAAUGUUGCUUCAUGCUUACGGAAAAAAACAUUGUGACAAAGCACACUGUCUGGAAAAGAGUCUCAAGAUAAAUGAGAAUAAGAGACUUGCUACUUCAUUGAAAGGCAGAAUAGAAAACAACUAUCCCCAUAGUAUGAUAAAUAAAACUAGUGUAGUAACAUGUUCUGAAAGCAAAACAGAUCAAUUAAUGCACUCCCAAAGUAUAUGUGCCAGGAAUUGGAAACCACUAGUUUGUUAUAAAAUUGACUGUGUGUCAAAAAACAAAGUGAAGAAAUUUUUAAAUGACUGACUUAAAGGUGUAAAAAUUGUCCCUGCAGUUAUUCUUGGUGAAAGUGAUGUGGGCUAAAAAUAAAUAAAAGUUGUAUUACAGUAUUUUAUCAAAGAGUUAAAUAAAAUAGCCUCACAAACAUAUCACUUUAUUAGACUACAGAUCAAAGACCUUCCUCGACCCAAAGUUUACUUGAAUGCCAAAGAAGGGUAUUUUUCUAGUAUCAGUAAUUCCUCAAGUUUUCACAUUCAGCUUGCCAAAAAUGAAAACGUAAUCACUAAACUUGGAGAUCCUUUAAAUAAGAGAAGAGCAAAUACAAUGAAAAAGAGAAAAUCAGUUAAACCUCUCAUGGGAGAUCUUGUAGAACACUCUUGUGGCAGUUCCAUAAAAGUAGUUAUUAAGAAAAUUUCUGGAAAUUUUUUUGAAGCAAAACUUCUUGACUAUGGUAACACUGCAAUAGUAAACACAUCUAAAAUUUCUGAAUUUAAGAAGGAAUUCUUAACUAGUCCUCAGCUAGGAAUUCAUUCUUUCCUUAGUGGAGUAAAAUGGAAUGAGCCUGAUGAAAUAUGGGGUAGCAAAACUGUGGAUUAUUUGGUAUCAAGAGUGAGUAGCAAAACAAUGUCCUGUAAAUUCUUGAAAAAGCAUGGCCAUAAGUGGGAAGUAAAUAUAAUUUGUGAUGUAAAAUGUGUAAUAAAUGAACUGCUGCAAUAGAUAGCAUGUCCAAAACUAUGGAAGACAGCAUUGCAAAUGCCUUGGGUUAGCUCUCAAAAAGUGAGCCUUGGUGAUAACAAUGAAAUGAAAAAAGGGAGAUUAAAUAAGGGUGAAGGGUCUAUGUCUUCAACAUCCUAUCAAUAGCUGUUUUAAAUUCCUUUUGAAGAGUUAACACCUGGGCAACUUGAGAAAACUGAAAUACUUCAUGUUUCAUGAAAGUGGAAGAUUUUAUGUGAAGUUAUAAAAAAAUCAGAUUUAACAGUAUUAGCUAAUAAUGAAGAUGAAUUUUCUUUUUUAUCAAUGGAAAACAUUGAAAAGGGCUUAGAAUGUUUGAUAAAAUCUAAAAACAUUCUGAUGAUACAAUCAGAAGUAGAAGAAAAGUAUGUUGAAGAGAAAGUGCUUUUUUAAUUAGUAGAUCAUGGAAGGUGUGAAAUAGCACUUUGAUGUAAUAUCAAGGUGCUUAGAAAUAAAAUUAGAAACAUUUCAAGACAAGCUGUGCUUUGUAAAUGGAUUUGACUUGAAAAUUCUAGGAACAUGUCAUUUGAAUCCAUUUUGUGUUUAUUUGCUCAUUUGGAAAUAAGUAUCAUUUUCAUGAAAUGUUUAGACUAGGAAGUAGAAAUUUUAGUAGUUGGCCGGUUACUUUUGGAAUAUUUGAAUUUAAAUACAGUUCAUGUUAAAGAAAACAAACUUAAAACUUCAGGAAUUGUUUUCAGCCUUGAAUCUAAGACUCCAGUGCUGUCAUGUGCAAUAAGAUCAUUUAUUUGGGCACAACUCCAAAAUGGUAGGCAGUAUUCUGGUAUUGCCACUGUUCCUGAUCCAUCAGACUUCUGUAUUCAGUUAGAUCAUUUCUUUUACACAAUGAAAUAUCUUUUUAUGAUGCUCUCUGAUUUACCAGAAACCUUACAUAUGCCUUAGCACCUCAUAAUUCCUGGUUCUAGGUUUGAAUUGGAACAUCAGUGCAAUAGAAUAGAAGUUUCUGAAGUCUCAGAUAACUCUUUAUUUCUUAUAUUGAGCUAUGGAUUUUCGUUACAUAUACUUUAUUCAUAUAUAAUAAAUCUUAAAGUUAUUCCUGAGGAAAUUUUGAAUUUGCCAGAACUGAGUUAUACGUGUAUCUUAUAUGGUACCUUACCUGAUAAAGGGAAACACUGGAGUGAAAAAACCCAAAUGCUUUGGCAAGAUUUUCUAAGUAAACCAGCCUUAGUUUUUCAGGUUAGGGAAUAUAAUUCUGAUACAAAACAGAAAGGAGAUGUCAUUCAUGAGAAAAGCAAUUUGGCAGUUAUAUCAGUUGCAUCUGGUCUCGCAACGUGGUCUGAAGAUUCAGCUCAUCUUGUGAUAACUGCUACUGGAUCAAAUAAAAUUCAAUGUAAAUUACAGAGUACGUCUAUUUGCCUGUGA